AAUCUGUUAAGAGGAAUAGAAAACAAUUAACAAAAAUGGAAAUGGAAACUUCAGAAGAUUGGGAAUAUACAGGCACAGAAGAUGAACACAUCCCAAUCGAUCUCUUCUGUUCCAAAGAAGACGCCCGAGUUCCACGUGGCACCCUAGAGUUCACCAAUGCAUCCGGGAACAUGGUCUUCAAGGUGCAACAUCAACCACCCAAUCCCAAACUCUUGCUUGAUUCCAAUGAUAAUCCUCUAUUCUCAAUCCACCACCGUCAUAAUGGGACUUGGAAAUGUUAUAAGGGAAAUGGUGAUGAGAAUAAGGAGCUUGUGUUAAAAGUAAAGAGGACUCUGAAAACAAUUUCUAGAGUUAAGUUAAAGGUGUUUUUUGCUGGUGAGAGAUUAAACAAAGGCGUUUGCGAUUUAAAAGUUAUAGGUUCUCCAUUCAUGAGAUCAUGCAGCAUUUCUAAAGAUGGUGAUUUGGUGGCACAGAGUAGUCUGAUGUACAACCUUAUCGAAAGAUACCCCAGUAGGGAUAAAUUUCGCCUGACAAUCUUUCCUGGGAUCAUAGAUCAUAGUCUUAUUGUGGCUUUGUUUGUAAUAUUUUUGAAAGGAAGAAAAUAAUAUCAUUGACAACGACAUUCAAUUGCAAUUUAUUUAAACCGAUUAUAUGUAUUUGUCACUUACAGUUGCAAUGCAAGAAAAGGUUUUGAUUUGUGAUA
This is a messenger RNA of Medicago truncatula (barrel medic), 703 nucleotides long. RefSeq names its product protein LURP-one-related 7. The coding region runs from base 36 to 605 and encodes 189 amino acids. The transcript has 3 exons. The record is from RefSeq and is a predicted model, not a curated record. NCBI's taxonomy places the organism in Eukaryota, Viridiplantae, Streptophyta, Magnoliopsida, Fabales, Fabaceae.